This is a messenger RNA of Closterium sp. NIES-67, 3315 nucleotides long. The record is from the annotation of a GenBank genome assembly. Lineage: Eukaryota; Viridiplantae; Streptophyta; Zygnematophyceae; Desmidiales; Closteriaceae.
ACGGUCGGAAACUGCACGACACAGGAGCAAGAGUUAAUACAUGAUGUGGACAACACGUACAUCGGAAGAGCAGCAACAAAAAAUGGCGUAUUCGUCUUACGCUUCAAGGCUGCAAAAUCUUCCGAAGAUGUCACUCUCCCUCAAGCUCCUUCAAUCAUUGCAGCAGCCGCUUUGGUAACCGUUCCACCGAUUGAACUCAGCCGCAGCGAAGAAGAAACUCCUAGUAGCAGCCCCACCGACACACCUGCCGUUAAUAUCAAGAAAGAUAUUAGUCACGAAUACGAAGAAAUUCUGCAACUCGCACCUGAAAAUCUCUUCGACGCGACAACUACUCUCGACAAGCCUUCAGAUACGUCUUCAACUACCAGUAUCUCAGAAAAAGGUUAUGCACUCUCAAGGUUUCUCCUACCUUCAUAUUUCAUGCUCUUGAUUCUUGCUUGGCUGGCCAUAGCAGCAAGCGAGCUCCGUACCCCGCUGCAAACUUUCCUACACUACAGAGAAGCCGCUUACCAGACUACGACUUCCACCGUCUACGAGCAAGGCACGGGCCUCAACUGCUACCAAACCCCUCGUCAUCGCGUUCAACAAUGCAAUGAAGCAGAAGGGUUGAACAGUACCCUACACGAGCUACGUGAGCAGCUGCGUGCACUGCUGACUCAACAAAUUUCUCUGCCCGUCACUUCACGAUUCUCUGUCAAGCCUCCGGAUGUUGUCGAGGCUCCUCUCCACUACGUGCAACACUCUCGUGGUUUUGCAUUCGUCCCCUUUGGCCUUGCCACGUUCAUUGGCGCAACCCCAACCACUUUCAACCCGACUCAUUUUUACUCUGCCGAAGUGAGGGGGGGAAGGAGGAUCUACACGCACUUCGUCAAAGCCAAAAUUCGUCAUCAACAAGGGAAGCACGCGAUUGGUCUACCAUUUGACCAAUGGAAUGACCGCCGACUACUUACAGCACAUGAAGUUUACACGUCAGAAGAUUCCAAAUUGCAGAUUUCAUUCGCCGGACUCCAACCACGACGUGACUACAUCGAACUUCCAGGAAUGAAGGGGAGUGUUGUGGUAAAUGAAGUUUCGCAUUCCUGCAAGUUCCGUUUUCAGUGUAGUUAGCAGUAUCGAGUUUCUCAGUAAGUAAACAGGUCCGAGUGCUGAUGUCAGCAAAGCAUCGUGGGUCUCGGCAUGACGUCAGCAUACUGCUUCAGUUACGCGAUUAGGCGUAACGAACCGUUUCAGUCACGCGAACAGUCGCGGCCCUAUAGUAUGACGAAUAGGUCGCAUAGCGCGAUGGUGACAAACAGGUACAUUAGCGAACAGGUACUUUUCCUAGAGCUAUAAAUCCUUGUAAUGCCUUUCUAUUAUUAACCUUGACUUUCCACAGAAUUAUGUGCUCAGGUUAUUCAACCUUCGACUACCCACAAGUUCAUGUGCUCAGGUUCACUCUGAUAAGACUUCCGCUGUCUUACUAGUCUACCAUUCCAACAAAGAUCCUUGGUUAAGUACUCGUGUUUGUAGAUUCUAUACUUAGUCUACUACAACACCAGACGUUUUAUUUCAUGGUAUGAGAGCUAUCUGGAAUUAAGACUACCGUCAACUAUGACUGGUUCAUCACCAGCACCAUCUGCUGGAUCAGUUACUGGGACUACUGGAGCACAUGUCUCCACUACUGCCACUGGUCUCUCAGCCUCUGGGCCAUUACCACCAGCCUACGCUAAUAUCGGUAUGCAACAGCAGAAUCCACCUUCUGUCAAUACUCCAGGUGCUCCAUCGACUGCACCUGCAGCGCAACAGCAACAAUCACAGACAUCAGCACAUCAACAAGCGUCGGUACAGCCACCAGUUUCAACGCAAUCGAUUUCAUCUGCGUUCAGUGGAAUGAGCCUUGACGGCUCAAGUUACAUGUGUGGAGCUACAACUCCAAGUACUGGUUCGUUCGCUUUCUCACCUUUCGUACAGCAGCCGCAGUCGCAGCAGUUUCAGCAUCCUUUCUAUAUCUUCGGUCGUUCCCCUGCUCAGCAACAACAACAGCAGUAUCAGCAACCACAGCCAGUACAGCAACAGCAACAGCAACAAUAGCAGCAACAACAACAACAACAACAACAGCAACAGCAACAGCAACAACAGCAACAGCACGGCAUUGUUUUUCAGCCUCCAAAUUUACUUAACAAUACUCAGAUCAAGACAACCGUACCUUUUAAUGGUGUUGACUUCUACUCCUGGAGCUUUGAGUUUGAGCUUCUGGCGCAGUCCGCUGGGCUAUGGCCGUUCUUCACUGGCGAGUUUACGUAUCCUGUCGUGGGAACACAAGUGGAGCAGCAGAGUUUCUUGCACGCCUCUCUCGGGGCAUAUACAGUUCUUGUACGGAACCUGUCGCCGAAGGAGCAGCUCGGCGUCCGAUCUUUUCACUCAAGUUUUACACCAGCCGAAACUGCAUGGAAUCAUCGAAAGGGGUAUACAUGGCAAAGGAUACGAUAACAGUGAGUAAAAUACUUUCGCAGCUGACAAGUGUGCAGAUGAUGACAAACGAAAAUGUCAUGGACUACGUUAACCGUGUCCGUACACUACGCGAUCAACUGGAGAAAAGUGGAGGAUACUUCCCUCGUGAGAUGUAUCUCACGGUCCUUCUUGCUGGCCUUGGACCCGAAUGGCGACAGAUGCGCGCCUUCCUGCGUAUGAACCCAAACCUCUCCGAAGCUGAAAUUUCGUCGUAUCUUCAAGCAGAACAGCAAGAUCUUGACCUGCAGUUACAACGCAACAAAAAGAGGGAUAUACAACUCAGUUUCUAUUCAACACCAACUCGACGUCCUCGACACUUCUGUCAAAUUUGCAACAAGGGAGGACAUUCUACCGACCGAUGCUAUUUUAACAAGAAGUAUUUACCUCAUGAAGAAUCGCAGAGGACGCAAUCAUCACAGCAACUACGACAGCCUUCGAAGCAGUUUUUGCAGAAUCCUACGCCUCCAAAAUCAGCAUCUGCAAUAUCAACACCACCAACGACACUCAGUUCUGCCCCUCCAAGCAACUCAUCAAAGCCGACAGCCACUACUUCAAACUCUGCCACUAAUACGGUAACUUCAAAUUUUCGUUUACCUACUUCAUCCACUCACAUGGUCAAUUGCAGUACAGAUACUGAUACUUGGUACUUGGAUAGUUGUUGUGGCCAUCAUAUGGUCUCUUCAACCAAUCCUUUCAUCUACAACCGUCGUCGACUUCUUCAACCCUGCCCAAUCACACUCGCCAACGGUCAAACAAUUUCAGCAGAAAAUAUCGGCAGUCUACUUUUGACAUCAAUCGAUACGGGAAAGUCUUUAUGCCUUACCA